Equus quagga is the source of this 3974-nucleotide messenger RNA. It is a transcript of the gene TRMT11, whose product is annotated as tRNA methyltransferase 11 homolog. Gene Ontology annotation, cellular component: cytoplasm. Gene Ontology annotation, biological process: methylation. Gene Ontology annotation, molecular function: nucleic acid binding. The record is from RefSeq and is a predicted model, not a curated record. The coding region runs from base 24 to 1454 and encodes 476 amino acids. NCBI's taxonomy places the organism in Eukaryota, Metazoa, Chordata, Mammalia, Perissodactyla, Equidae. The transcript is spliced from 13 exons.
CAGGCGCACCGCGGGCGGCUGCUAUGGCGCUGCCUGGCCCCCUGAACAGGUAUCUGCUGCUCAUGGCGCAAGAGCACCUGGAGUUCCGCCUGCCGGAGAUAAAGUCUUUGCUUUCACUUUUUGGAGGUCAGUUCAUCAGUAAUCAAGGAACUUAUGGAAAGUCUCCUUUUUGGAUUCUUAGCAUUCCCUCUGAAGAGAUUGCCAGAAAUUUAAUGAAACGGACAGUGUGUGCCAAGUCCAUAUUUGAACUGUGGGGUCAUGGAAGAUCUUCAGAGGAGCUGUAUAGUUCUCUUAGGAGCUACCCUGUGGAGAAGAUGGUUCCAUUUCUGCAUUCAGAUUCAACGUAUAAAAUAAAGAUUCAUACAUUUAAUAAAACAUUGACACAAGAAGAAAAAGUCAAACGAAUAGAUGCACUUGAGUUUCUGCCAUUUGAAGGAAAAGUGAAUUUAAAGAAGCCACAGCAUAUAUUCUCUCUUUUGGAGGAUUAUGGUUUGGACCCAAACUGCAUCCCUGAGAAUCCACAUAAUGUUUAUUUUGGUAGAUGGAUUGCAGAUGGACAGAGGGAGCUUAUCGAGUCAUACAGUGUCAAAAAGAGACAUUUUAUUGGAAAUACAAGCAUGGAUGCUGGUUUAUCAUUUAUCAUGGCCAACCAUGGAAAAGUGAAAGAAAAUGAUAUUGUCUUUGAUCCAUUUGUUGGAACAGGUGGGCUUCUGAUAGCAUCUGCUCAUUUUGGUGCAUAUGUGUAUGGGACAGACAUAGACUACAACACAGUUCAUGGCUUGGGAAAGGCUAGUAGGAAAAACCAGAAAUGGAGAGGACCAGAUGAAAACAUUAGGGCAAAUCUUCGUCAGUAUGGUUUAGAGAAGUAUUACCUUGAUGUCCUGGUUUCAGAUGCAUCUAAGCCUUCCUGGAGGAAGGGCAUGUAUUUUGAUGCAAUCAUCACUGAUCCUCCAUAUGGAAUCAGAGAAUCUACAAGAAGAACAGGUUCACAGAAGGAAAUACCGAAGGGGAUGGAAAAAUGUCCAGAAAGCCACGUUCCUGUUUCCUUGAGUUAUCAUCUGAGUGAUAUGUUUUUUGACCUGUUAAACUUUGCAGCUGAGACCCUCGUAUUAGGUGGAAGACUAGUCUAUUGGUUACCUGUGUAUACACCAGAAUACAUUGAAGAGAUGGUUCCCUCGCACCCUUGCCUGAAACUCAUUAGCAACUGUGAGCAGAAGCUUUCCAGUCACACAUCAAGGCGCUUGAUAACAAUGGAAAAGGUGAAGAAGUUCGAGGUUCCUGCUGGGAACUCUCCAUCUGCUGCUGCCAGCAGGGUGUCCCUGUUUCCAGAACUUGUCAUCGAGGACCUGCCAGCAUUCAUGGGCAUCGUCUUCUCUGGUUAUUGGAGACUUCCAGGGAACAGUUUUCCUUUUGUUUUGGAAGGCUGUGAUUGUGGACAUGAGGGGAGAGAUUGACUACAGUGAUAUUUUUGGUUUCUGUAGAUGAAGCAGGCUUCUUCCCAGGUUCACUGAAACAAAAAAGGAUCUGUCUGAAAUGUCCUCUUGAAAUUACCUUUAUUUCUGAAGAGUCCAACAGAGGAAUUAAGAUAUGGCUACUUCCCAACUGGUCCCUCCGGGAGACUUUGGGGUCAUUAGAGAGUUCUACAAAAGCAGAAUCACAUGAAUCAAAAGAAAACCAAACAUACCGAUGGUGCAUUAAGUAGUAGCCAUGGGCUCCCUUUCCUUUUCUGAGUUCUCUGGAUGGAAGCUAAAAUAAGAAGACAGUGACCGAGAUGUGCUUCCUGCCAGAGAAUGAAGGGACUUGCCCUUUCUUUCUGAGAUUCUCUUCUCAGAAUCAAAGGACAUGCUGGUUUCUGUCGGAUUUCCAGUUGUUGCUGGUGGUUGGAGUCCAGAGAACUCUGGAAGUGUGCAAGGCUGACCUUGCUGCACAGACCUCCCUUCUCUGGUUUUCUCUCUUUUUGCCCUCUCUCAUGUGUCUGGUACUUUCAUGUGUUCUCUUUUUCCAAAAUGUGAAUAAAAAGUGACUUUGAGAUCUUGCAUUCAUCCUAAGGGAGAGAUGUUUGCCACACCAGACGGAUUCACGAGAUGAGAAACAUAAAAUAAAGGAAUGAAACCCUGAAGGUAGAAUUCCAGGAAUUAGCCAAUUGGUGGGAGAGUUUGAGUGGUUUUCUCUCCUUCGUUCCCUUCUCCCUUCCUCCUCCCUUCCUAUGGAAGUCAGAGACCAAGUGCCUGUCUUCCAGGAGCUUACAUUCUACUUGGUGACACCAACACACAUAAGCCAAACUUGAGCAAUAAUGACAAUAUAACAGCACCAUUUAUUCAGCAUUUACUUAAACAAUGUUUUAAGCUUCUUAUAUCUAUCACAUUUAAUCCUUAAAACAGUUCUGUGAUGUGGGUAGUAUUAUUGACCACAUUUGUACAGAUGGGGAAGCAGAGGCUUAGAGAGAUUAAGAGCUUGCCCAACACCACACACCUACUAAGUGGAAGAGCCAGGCUGGUCUGGCUUCCAGCCACUAGGCUCAUUCAGCCCUAUGCUGUGCCUCACAGGGCACAGUCAUUCUGGUUGUAGGAGCAGGAAAUAAAACCCCAGUGAAGGAAACUUUGUGGAGGUGAUGGGACUUGAGUCUGUGAAGGAUGUAUGGAAGAAGUGGGCAAGUGGGUGUCACUGAUGGCCUUAUUAUGACCUCAACGCUGAUCAGUUCUUUGCCUGCAGAAGCAAUAGUCAUUCUUAUCACCAUACGUGAGUGUUUGGAGUGUAGUAGUUUUCCACUCUCAGUGGAAACUGGUUAUCAUUAAUCACUACAAGCAGCCCUGUUUCCUCUGGGGGUCUUCUUUCAGAUGUCGAUAAAUCUUCCUAAUUAGCUGUAAAAAUCAUGAAAAGUAGACAUCACGUUUUAAUCGUAAGCCAAACAGAGGAUUGGCAUUCAUAUGAUAGCUUGAAUUCUUAUUUUCCUUUUCCAAAUUGCUUUGAGUUUAUGACAUUUUUAGUAGAUCUCCUGCAAGUCUCAGAGCUCAGGAUUGCAAAAGCUAUGAAUUGUUUUCAGUAACUCAAUCACAGAAGAGAAAAGCAAAAACAAAAAAAAGCAUUGACACAUUGUCAGUGGUUUAUUUUCCCACGUGUUGGUGGGAUAUUAAAGAUCUUUGCAGAUAAUUCAAUGCAGGCCUGGUUCUAAGAAUAAAAGCUGGCAUACUGAUCAGUGAGGGAGAAUUGUUUUUUCUCAAAAGCUACGGUGAACUCUUCCAAGACUUGGGAAGAGUGCGGGAUUAGAAGUCACACUAUCUUUAGUGUUAAGACGUAGCAUCAGAACAGGUUCAGAACAGAAUGGCCACAGCUGGAAAAAUCAAGACUCAGCUGAAGUUUUCUCUAUGUCAUUGGCUAUCAGCGGUUCUCAAACUUCAGCAUGUAGCAGAAUCAUUUGGAGGGUUUGUUUCAACACAGAUUGCUGGGUCCUGGGCUGCAGUUUCUGCCUCAGUAGGUCUUGGAUAGGACCUGAGAUCUGCACUACUGACAAGUUCUUGGGUUAUGCUGAUGCUGCUGGGGCAGGUACCAAAUUUUGACAGUCUAACUUCCAAUCCCAGCUCAAUGCUAUCCAGUUGUGUAACCUGAGCCCUUCUCAGUGUCUUUCUUUGACUCAACAGCACCUACUCCAGAGCAAGUUCAGGAAGUGCUUUAAGAACCACUGUGAUGUAUCUAAUAGCAUCUGCUGGGAUCCCAGCUGAUAAAAAUAUUUAUUUCAUUCUUCCUUCCAGUUUGGUGGGAUCUGCUUUGCUUGAAACUUUGAUGGGGAUUUUCUAUUUCUGGGGAUCUCUGAAGAUGAACUAAUGCUGUUCUUCAGCAUCAGGUCAUGCGGUGCAUGCCUCUGAGUUGGAUCCUCAUAUGAGUAUAGAAGCUGCAACGUUGAACCUAGUAACGAAGCCUGAUAAUUACUUUCAGCACUUAUGUUUUGAAGUGAAAACACAGUUGUUUUUGAAAGU